GUCUUAGUGCCCCCACUGAGUAUGAGUUCAGAAUGAAGCGGCGUUUAGAUGAUCAGGACGCAGGCUUUGCGGCACAGCAGCGCAGACUUCCAGGAGGCACCGAAGGCUUCCAGCACAGGGUUCUGGCUCCAGCGCCGGCGGUGUACGAGGCUGUGACUGACAACGUGCAGCCCACCUCUGGCCUCCAGUAUCCUGUACCCCAGAGCUACCAGGUUCCUGCUGUGGCUCAGAGCUCUGGAGGUCAUGGCCAUGCUCCAAACCCUGCUGCCCACAGCAGCUCCCAUCACCACAACUCUGCUGUACAACCACACGGCCCUGCGCUGGUCCAGAGUCACGGUCACCCACCCAACCCCACUGCCUCUGCACCCGGCCAGCAGCAGUUCCAGAGACUCAAGGUGGAGGACGCCCUGUCCUACCUGGACCAAGUGAAGCUGCAGUUUGGAAGUCAGCCACAGGUUUACAAUGACUUUCUGGAUAUCAUGAAAGAGUUUAAGUCUCAGAGUAUUGACACGCCGGGUGUGAUCAGUCGAGUGUCCCAGCUCUUUAAGGGUCACCCCGACCUCAUCAUGGGCUUCAACACCUUUCUGCCGCCUGGAUACAAAAUCGAGGUGCAGACCAACGACCUGGUGAACGUCACCACGCCGGGGCAGAUCCACCACAUCACGCCACACGGUAUCUCAGUGCAGAACAUCCCCCUGACAACUCCAGCACCGCAUCAGAGCCAUCUGACUGCACAAGCUUCCAGUACAGGCACUGCUCCCUCCACUCAGCCUUCACAGAAGAACAAGCCGUCGCAGUCUCCAGCACUCACGCCCAGCAGUCAGCCCAAUCCGUCCAUCCCACCAUACGCCUCGCCCCGUUCCCCACCUCUCCACCCCCACACCCCCAUCAGCAGCACCCCCAACGCCCCCCCACUGCAGAACAACCAGCCUGUGGAGUUCAACCACGCCAUUAACUAUGUCAACAAGAUCAAGAACCGUUUCCAAGGCCAGCCAGACAUCUACAAAGCCUUUCUGGAGAUCCUGCACACAUACCAGAAGGAGCAACGUAACGCUAAAGAGGCAGGGGGAAACUACACCCCAGCCCUGACUGAGCAGGAGGUUUACGCUCAGGUGGCACGGCUCUUCAAGAACCAGGAGGACCUGCUCUCAGAGUUCGGACAGUUUUUACCGGAUGCCAGCAGCUCUGUGCUGCUGGGCAAGACUACGGCGGAGAAAGCCGAAUCUGUGCAGAAUGAUCAUGGAAGUACUGUAAAGAAACCACAGCUGAACAACAAGCGGCCGAACCAGAACGGCUGUCAGAUUCGCAGACACUCUGGUUCCGCUGCAACCACACCACCAGUAAAGAAAAAGCCUAAGUUACUGAAUCAGAAGGAGUCUUCUGUAGCAGAAGCCAGCAAGCAUGGAGUCGGCACGGAGUCUCUGUUCUUCGAAAAGGUGCGGAAAGCGUUACGGUGUGCUGAGGCUUACGAUAACUUCCUGCGGUGCCUGGUCAUCUUUAACCAGGAAGUGAUCUCACGUGCUGAGCUUGUGCAACUGGUGCUGCCGUUCCUGGGGAAGUUCCCAGAGUUGUUCACCUGGUUCAAGAACUUCCUGGGCUACAAGGAGAUGUCGCACUUGGAGAGCUACCCCAAAGAGCGGGCAACAGAGGGCAUCGCCAUGGAGAUAGACUACUCCUCGUGCAAGAGGCUGGGGUUUAGUUAUAGAGCACUGCCUAAGAGCUACCAGCAACCCAAAUGCACAGGGAGAUCCCCGCUAUGUAAAGAGGUGCUGAACGACAUGUGGGUCUCGUUUCCUUCCUGGUCAGAGGACUCGACCUUCGUCAGCUCGAAGAAGACGCAGUAUGAGGAGCACAUCUACAGGUGUGAGGACGAACGUUUUGAGUUGGACGUGGUUUUGGAGACCAACCUAGCCACUAUCCGGGUGCUGGAGUCCGUGCAGAAGAAGCUCUCGCGCAUGUCCGCGGAAGAACAGGCCAAGUUCCGACUGGACAACACGCUUGGCGGCACUUCUGAGGUCAUCCACCGCAAGGCCAUACACAGGAUAUACGGAGACAAAGCUCUAGACAUCAUUGAUGGACUGAAGAAGAACCCUGCCGUCUCCGUCCCCAUCGUACUUAAGAGGUUAAAGCUGAAGGAGGACGAGUGGAGAGAAGCGCAGCGGGGCUUCAAUAAGAUCUGGCGCCAGCAGAACGAGAAAUAUUAUCUCAAGUCCUUAGACCACCAAGGCAUCAACUUCAAGCAGAACGACGCCAAGGUGCUCCGCUCCAAGACCCUCCUCAACGAGAUCGAGAGCAUUUAUGACGAGCGCCAGGAACAAGUUUCGGAGGAGGCGGGGACUCCGGGAAGCGGCCCUCACCUCACCUUCACCUACGAGGACCGGCAGAUCUUGGAGGACGCGGCUGCCCUGAUUAUCCACCAUGUCAAGAGACAAACCAGCAUCCAGAAAGAGGACAAGUACAAGAUCAAGCAGAUCAUCCACCACUUCAUCCCUGACAUGCUGUUCUCUCAGCGAGGUGCUCUGUCCGAUGCCGAGGAGGAAGAGGAAGACGAGGAGGACGCCGAGCUCGAUGAAGGAGGCUCCAAGAAGCACAACGGUGUCACCGGGAGUCCCAGCAAGUCCAAGCUACUGUUCGCCAACACACCGGCUCAGAAGCUGCGCUCCUGCGACGACGCCUACAGCCUCUUCUUCGUCAACAACAACUGGUACAUCUUCCUGCGGCUGCACCAGACGCUGUGCACGCGCCUCCUGCGCCUGUAUAGCCAAGCCGAGCGGCAGAUCGAGGAGGAGCUGAAGGAGCGCGACUGGGAGAGGGAGGUGCUCGGUCUCAAACGGGACAAAAGCGACAACCCCGCCGUCCAGCUUCGGCUCAAGGAGCCUAUGGACAUCGAUGUUGAAGACUACUACUCCGCCUUCCUGGAGAUGGUGCGCAAUUUACUGGAUGGGAACAUGGAGGCGUCUCAGUAUGAGGACUCCCUGAGAGAGAUGUUCACCAUCCACGCCUACAUCGCCUUCACUAUGGACAAACUCAUCCAGAGCAUCGUCAGGCAGCUACAGCAUAUAGUGAGUGAUGAGAUCUGCGUGCAGGUCACAGAUCUGUAUCUGUCCGAGAGCAGCAGCAGUGCCACAGGUGGCUCGCUCUCCACGCAGACCACGAGAUCCGCCGCCGAGUCGACCUACCAGCGCAAAGCUGAGCAGCUCAUGGCUGACGAGAACUGCUUUAAGCUGAUGUUCGUUAAGAGUCGAGGAAACGUGCAGCUGACGAUCGAGCUUUUGGACACGGAAGAGGAGAACUCAGAUGAGCAAGGGGAUUCGGAGCGCUGGGCGGAUUACUUGGACCGGUAUCUUAGUGCUGAUGUGAUGUCCCCCGAGCUAAGAGAACACCUGGCGCAAAAGCCUGUUUUUCUUCCAAGAAAUCUGCGUCGAAUCCGGAAGCGUCAGCGGGGAUGUGAGCAGCAGGAGAAGGACACAAAAGAUGGCGGAAAGAAGGAGAACUCGGAGAACAUGAAGAUGGAGUGCAUGUUCAAGCUCAACUCCUACAAGAUGGUGUACGUGUUUAAGUCUGAGGACUACAUGUACAGACGCACCGCACUGCUGCGAGCUCAUCAGUCACAUGAGCACGUGAGCACGAGGCUGCACCAGCGCUUCCAGACCUGGCUGGAUGGAUGGCUGAAGGAGCACGUGAGCCGGGACAUGGCUGCCGAAACGGCCAAGUGGCUGAUGGGAGAAGGGCGCGAAGGGCUCAUACCCUGCACUACGACCUGCGACCCAGAGACGCUCCACUUCAGGAACAUCAACAAGUACAGAGUGAAAUACAGCAGCGGCUACAAAACGCCGUGAAGCGGUGAACGCCUGUUUAGAAGGUUAUCGGGGCAGGUUUAGCGCGCAGGGGAGGAAAUGGACUUGGCAACAACUUUCUAAGGACGACAUGACGGCACUCAGCCGCUCUCAUGUCACACACCAGUGGGGGCCGGCGUACAUCUAUUUUUUUUAUUAUUAUUAUUAUUUUUUAAAACAGCGUUUCUAGCUGUACCCAUGCCCACGUUUCUAUCCGUGCCAAACCAUGGGAAGAAAACACCCUUCCAUCAAACUGCAUAAAAUUUAGUCUAGAGCUAAUCUAGAACAAGAGCCGUUCUCGCGUUCCCAGUCCCACAGAGAUAAAAACCCCAGAAGUGUGACUGGACGGCUUAGCAGGACGUUAGCGUAUUACUGUAAGCACAGGCUGCGUAACGGAAGAAUAGGACACUGAGUCCAGGAUUUAUUCUCCCUCUCUAUACGUAAACAGAUGCUGUUGAACUCGGUGAUGGAAAAACACUCAAGACUCAAAUUUAACUUGGGGAUAAGUGCACUUAACUUUGAACAGACAAAGGAAUAUAUGUAUGUAGUUCUCCAGCCAAAGUUUAGUAGUUCCAUAAGCACUGUCGUUACAAUAAGCUCAGAUCAUUUCCCAUCGUAAUGGCAAAUAUCUAAUAAUGAAGAACUCUAAGAGUAAGUUGUUGUGGUUUUUUUAUAUAUAUAUAGUUAAAAGCAAAAAAAAAAAAAAUAGAAGAGAGCAAUAAAGAUCUGCGGCGUCGUGUGGUGUUUAGGAUAGAAAGUGUUGAACGAAUGGAUGAAUGAACGAAGCUUGCAAACGUGUAAAUGCUACAUCAUUUAUAUGUCAGAGUGAGACGUGAGCACAGAUUUGUCGGCCACCCUGGCAGUAAACCUUACAAAGUUGCUGGCAAAGCCCAACGCCAAUACACCAGCUAGAGCACACACACACACACACACAUACACAAAUGAAAACUUACAAUGGACGCUCCAUAGACACAGAACAGUUCACUAUUUGUAAAUAACUUGUGUAUAUAUAUAUUGGCAGACUUUUUUUUUUUCUUCUUCUUUUUUUUUUUUUUUUAAAUGAAAGACCUGUGUUGUUGUUCACGUGAAACUUUGCAGGCAUUCUGUGAACUUUAGGAAGAGCGAUGGCUAAAAAGCAAACAUGCAAGACAAGUUUAUUACUGUUUUUACCAAAGGGAGUUGAUUAAAAUGAUUUUUCUUUUAUUUCUUUCUUUCUUUCUCUCUCCUUUUUGUGUUUACUCCCCCCCCCCCCCCCCCCCCCACACACACACACACUUUUUUGUCUUUUUUAGUAGUAAAGAAUUGUUCAUUUUUGUAAAAGUAGAAAUGUAUCCAGGUUCUUGUUUUUUGAAACGUUUUUAUAAGGAAAAAAAAAAAAAAGCAAAACAAAAACAUUUUAAUUUUUCGGAAGUUGAAAUUUGGGCUCAUUUCAGCACACAUUAAUCACUGCCUGUUUGGAUACACAUCUGUUUCUCUAGUCUGAACACUGAGGAAGCCGAGCGGUCGAGCUCACACUGUCCUCGGCUAACCGAGAAGCCCCGCGAAUGUAACGCGCCGCAUUCGUCACGCCAGGUUUUCUUCUUCACCCUGGAUAGAUUUCUGCUGGAUAAGAAUAUAAAUAUAUAUAGAAAUAUAUAAAUAUAUACAUUUUAAAACUGAAAGUCACAAAAGCAUGUCUUUUUUUCUGUGGAUCAUCAUAGCCCCUUUAUUUCAAUAUUAUUUAAGAUAAUAAUAAUAAUAAUAAAAGGACAUUUGUAGCA
Molecule: messenger RNA, 5596 nt
Organism: Ictalurus punctatus (channel catfish)
Lineage: Eukaryota; Metazoa; Chordata; Actinopteri; Siluriformes; Ictaluridae
Gene: sin3aa
Product: SIN3 transcription regulator family member Aa
Exons: 20
Coding region: 33-3839 (1268 amino acids)
Biological process (GO): negative regulation of transcription by RNA polymerase II
Cellular component (GO): chromatin
Molecular function (GO): transcription corepressor activity
Source: RefSeq, a predicted model, not a curated record